Oxyura jamaicensis (ruddy duck) is the source of this 2819-nucleotide messenger RNA. It is a transcript of the gene NUDT12, whose product is annotated as nudix hydrolase 12. Lineage: Eukaryota; Metazoa; Chordata; Aves; Anseriformes; Anatidae. The record is from RefSeq and is a predicted model, not a curated record. Gene Ontology annotation, cellular component: cytosol. Gene Ontology annotation, molecular function: NADH pyrophosphatase activity; metal ion binding; protein binding. The transcript is spliced from 7 exons. The coding region runs from base 204 to 1592 and encodes 462 amino acids. Gene Ontology annotation, biological process: NADP+ catabolic process; NAD+ catabolic process.
GCCCCCCUCGCCCGGUCAGCGCAGCCCCACGGUGACUCCCCUUCCCCCCCCCCCCCCCGAAGGCUGCCCGGGCUGGGAUCCGGCGGGGCCCGGCCAACGCUAGGCACAGCCGGCCGCUCGGGGCGCGAAGUGGGUUUGUUUAGGCGCAGGUCAUCGGCGUUGUUCGUGCCAAAAAGCCGAGUUUGGCCCUUUUUGCUGAGACAAUGACAGGCUUUGAAAAGAACCUCCACCAGGAAAUGAUUUCUCAGCUGCAUAAUUUUGCUGCUGUUGGAGAUGCAGCCAAACUGAAAGCGUUGCUCAGCCAUUCUCCGUCACUUAUCAAUGCAGCUGCAGAUAAUGGCUGGACGGCCUUGAUGUAUGGUGCAAGAAAUGGACACUUUGAUGUUGUACGGAUUCUUCUGGAAGAAGGGUGUGACAGGUCCAUCGUUAAUAAGUCAAGGCAGACAGCUCUGGACAUUGCUAAAUUUUGGGGGUACAAGCACAUUGCUAAUUUAUUGGCUUAUGUGAAGGGUGAGCAGAAGCCUAAUUUUCUGUCAACUGAAGUGAAAGAGUAUGAAAAUUAUUUUAGCAUGACACUUGUGGACAGAAGAAGUGAUAAAAGAACAGAUUCCAAGUGGCUAAGCAAAAAACAAAGCCAUCCAGCUACAGUAUAUAUACUCUUCUCAAAUCUAAGCCCUUUGGUUAUGGGAAUGGAGAGGUCCCAGCCACCAGAAGUCAAGCUUUGUAGGCUGUGUCACAAGGAUGUGGAACAGUAUAUGAGCCAAACAGAAGAAGUCACUUUGAUCUUUCUUGGAGUUGAACUUCAGUUCAACAAGAAUUUUAUGGCUGCUCACAAUGAAAAGGUUCUGGAAGAAGAGGAAGAUGAUGAUGGGUUAGUUGCUUGGUUUGCUCUUAGCAUAGAUGCCGCUUCUGCUGAGAAAUUCAAAGAGAAGCAUGAGAACUGUUAUUUCCUUCACCCACCAAUGCCAGCACUACUGCAGCUGACUGAAAAGGAAGCUGGUGUAGUAGCCCAGGCUAGAUCUGUUCUAGCAUGGCACAGCCGCUACCGAUUCUGCCCAACAUGUGGGAGUGCAACCAAGAUUGAAGAAGGGGGUUACAAGAAAACUUGUCUAAAAGAAGGUUGUCCCAGUCUCCAAGGUGUUCACAACACAUCAUAUCCAAGAGUAGAUCCCGUUGUGAUAAUGCAAGUCAUCCAUCCAGAUGGGAACCACUGCCUUUUAGGUAGACAAAAGAGGUUUCCUCCAGGAAUGUUUACUUGUCUUGCUGGAUUUGUAGAACCUGGUGAAACAAUAGAAGAUGCUGUUCGAAGAGAAGUAGAAGAGGAGGCUGGAGUCAAAGUUGGCCAUGUUCAGUAUGUCUCUUGUCAGCCGUGGCCAAUGCCCUCCUCCCUAAUGAUUGGCUGCUUAGCUGUUGCAGUGUCUACAGAAAUUAGAGUUGACAAGAAUGAAAUAGAGGAUGCCCGCUGGUUCACUAGAGAACAGGUUGUGGAAGUUAUCAUUAAAGGAAAUCAGCAUUCAUUCUUUGUACCACCAAGUCGAGCUAUUGCACACCAGCUGAUAAAACAUUGGAUUGGAAUGAAUGCUAAUCUUUAAUUCAAAUAACUGAUUUCUUUAAGUUUAAUUAUUUCUUUUAGUGGAUGCUAAAAUUAAGAAUAAACUAGAAAGAACUGUUUAUCUAAUGUUUGUGCAAACAUGUAAGUUUUUGAGUCUUUGCUUUGGUUCCUGAAGUGAAUAUACAAACCUUUACAAUUUUUUUCAUACCUGAGUGAGAACUGAGUAAUAACACAGUGAUUAUCCUAAGGAAUCAAGGAACAACUAGGCAAAAUUAAUUCUUUAUUUUGCUUAGGCUGCUUUGUUUUUGUUCGAUCAAAUUAUUAGGCCUGUCACUAUCAUGUUCGUAAUGUUUGAUUUGGAUUUUCCUGUGCACCACUAGAAGGACUCACAUUACAAAAAGGCCUAACUUUGCCUGUUGCCUGCACUCUGUAUUUACAUCCUCCUGUUCUGUCAUUCUAGCUUCCUUCUCAUUUUUCUCUGUCUCCAUUUUUUAAAAUUCUACAUAGCACAAAAUACACCAGUCACUGUUCAUUGCGUCCGAUCAGCAACAGCUAGUUUUAAGCUAAUAGCAUCAUUCAAUGGUGAAUAUGUAGUACUUUUUAUCUUUUAUGUGAAUAACACUGUAAAGAGUAUUUACUCUUCCAGUUUGAUUUCACCCAGUUACACAGUUACGUCAUCCUGAAUGUAAAGGUAUAACAGCAUAUUUAUGAUUAAUGUAUUGGAAAACCAAACCAAGAUAAUAAUGCACUUAUUGACCCCAGCCAAUGAGUUAUUUCAUUCCCUGAUAAUUAGUAAUGGAGGAGUAAUGGAGGAUAAAAGAUUGUAUAUAUUUUCAGAUAUUAUGUCUUUUAAAUAAAGUUGUUUUAUACAAAUUGAGACAUUUAGAUUAUUACUGCUAUUAAGAAUUCACAGUUGAAAGAAAUAUAUUGACCCCAGCUGUAAGACUAAGAAGGCAAUAUGUUAAUUAAAAUAAUUACUUAUGGAUAUUUAAUGCUAUAGUUCAGAUUUGUGCCUUAAUUUUGCUAUUGAAAGAAUAUAUCUUUUUAAAAUGGAAGUUUUAAAAGUAUACUGUUGUUAUGAAUUUAAUUAUGUUAUCAUUCAGUAGUCUGUGAUUAUGCAGACAUUGCAGUGUUAUAAAAAUGCAAAUGAACUGGAGGUAAUACAAUGAUAGUCAUAAAAAUUAACUUAUUAUGAAAUGGUCAUUUGUUUAUUCAGAAUAAUUUGAAUAUUUUUUAAUCAAUAAACUAUGCAAGAUUUGUUUCAAAA